CUGGUCGCGAUUACCGCCAACUUUCUGCUAACUUGAUAUCGAGAUCCAGCCUCCGCGAACACAGUCCUGCGUUCUCCUGUAUUUACGUUUGCACACCUAAAUACGACACAGCUCUAUGAGAAUGAAGCUUGCUUACACCAUAUUCACACUGAUUGUUCUAGCAUCCAACCUGCUUGGGCAACCUAUCUCCGAAGGCAGCUCGCAGCAAGACGUCAAUCCCUCCGCAACCCCGGAUAGCCCACUCCGGGAGAUCGACCCAAACACCGACGUUGACGAUGUUAUUGCCACCCUUCUGCAAAUCGGCGUCGAUGUCAUCACUCUUGAUAAGACCAUCUCAGCGCUUCAACUUACAAAGGACAGCAUCCCGCUCCUCCAAUCCCAGACUCGGGCCAUCACCAACUCCCUCGACACACUGAUCGCCCAAACGCUCCUCCUAAGCUAUUUGGAUCCUGUCGAAAGCACUCGGGUGACCGCAAACACUGUCGUCUUGAAGCCGACCUAUGCUCAUUUGCUGAAGGUGAUUUCGGAACAGAGACUCAUUAUCUGCGCUAUGCAGUAUUGCAAGGAAAUGCACGACUGGCUAGGGCAGUUUCGCAUCCAUUUACUGGUCUCCACGGUAACCGCCAAUGCCAUCCUCGUGCUCCCGGAUGCGGCUUUGAGCGAGGCGGCGUGGGGGGUUCAGGACCGGGAGUUUCCACCUGUUAUAGCGGCAUUUCAUGGGCCGUACAGCUAGAAUUUUGAUUGAAUUCUUAUCUGUGUGAAGAGACGCAGAGGAUCUAGCGAUGUUGUAUGUUGC
This is a messenger RNA of Aspergillus japonicus CBS 114.51, 796 nucleotides long. Its product is annotated as peptidase. The coding region runs from base 116 to 733 and encodes 205 amino acids. The transcript has 2 exons. The record is from RefSeq and is a predicted model, not a curated record. NCBI's taxonomy places the organism in Eukaryota, Fungi, Ascomycota, Eurotiomycetes, Eurotiales, Aspergillaceae.